UGCGAAAGGAAAACAUAAAGUGAAAAGGCCAAAAAAUACAAUAACGAAAGAAAACCGAAGGAUGGUUAAUUGAUGCUGAACGAGUUUAGUCAGUCCCUAACAAUACUUUAAUAGUUUUUCAUUCCAAUCUUGUGGAGGAAGAGCCAAAGAACUCACGACAAUCCCUCAAAUUGACGUUACCAACAAGAAAAAAGAUCACAGUUUUGAAACACACGCAGAGAGAGAGAGAGAGAGAUAUUCUCCCUAAACAGCAAAAGAAUAAAAAAAUUAAACAUUUGUUUUCCUUCAGUUGCACCUUUUGGUGUCUUUUCAAUUCUCAUCCCAAGUGGUGUUUGUUUUCCCAAUUUUGACCCUUUAUAGUCCUUUUCUCAAAUCUCACAGGUAGCGUUGUUUGGAAUCCGGGAAAAAUGGGUUUGUUUUCUGGGAUUUUUCUGGGGAUGGCAUUGGGCAUAGCAUUGAUGGCUGGUUGGCAACGCAUGAUGACAUACCGUAGCGCCAAGAGAAUAGCAAAGGCAGCUGACAUUAAACUCCUUGGAUCCCUUAACAGAGAUGAUUUAAAGAAAAUUUGUGGUGAUAAUUUUCCUGACUGGGUAUCUUUUCCUGUAUAUGAGCAGGUGAAAUGGCUAAACAAGCAGCUGUCCAAAGUUUGGCCAUUUGUGGCAGAUGCAGCAACAUUGGUGAUAAGAGAAUCUGUUGAACCACUAUUGGAAGAGUAUAGACCUCCUGGAAUUACUUCAUUGAAGUUUAGCAAGCUGUCUCUUGGAAAUGUUGCUCCAAAAAUUGAAGGUAUUCGUGUUCAGAGUCUUAACAAAGGUCAAAUCAUAAUGGACAUUGAUUUCCGUUGGGGUGGUGAUCCCAAUAUUGUCUUGGCUGUUGAAGCUGCCCUUGUUGCAUCAAUCCCUAUUCAGUUGAAGGAUCUUCAGGUUUUCACCAUUAUCCGUGUUAUAUUCCAACUAUGUGAUGAGAUCCCCUGCAUUUCUGCUGUUGUUGUUGCCCUACUUGCUGAGCCGAAGCCUAGAAUUGAUUACACUCUGAAGGCUGUUGGUGGAAGCUUGACGGCACUUCCAGGAAUUUCAGAUAUGAUUGAUGAUACUGUGAACUCAAUUGUUACCGAUAUGCUCCAAUGGCCUCAUAGGAUUGUCGUUCCUCUUGGGGGUAUACCUGUUGAUACUAGUGAACUGGAGCUUAAACCCCAGGGAACGCUUAGAGUGAAUAUAAUAAAAGCGAAUGAUCUAAAGAAUAUGGAAAUGAUUGGGAAGUCUGAUCCUUAUGUUGUUUUGCAUAUUCGACCACUUUUUAAGGUUAAAACGAAGGUUAUUGACAACAACUUGAAUCCUGUUUGGAAUGAGGUAUUUGACUUGAUUGCAGAGGACAAGGAGACCCAGUCACUCGUUCUCGAGGUUUUGGACAAAGACAUUGGGCAAGAUAAGCGAUUGGGAAUAGUAAAAUUACCACUUAAUGACCUGGAAGCAGAAACUGCAAAAGAAUUUGAAUUGAGGCUGUUGCCAUCACUUGACACACUGAAAGUUAAAGAUAAAAAGGAUCGAGGAACCUUGACAAUAAAGACAUUUUAUCACCAGUUUAACAAGGAAGAACAGUUCGUUGCACUAGAAGCAGAGAAAAAGAUACUUGAAGAACGGAAGAAACUUAAAGAGGAGGGAGUUAUAGGAACUACAAUGGAUGCACUAGAUGGAGCAGCAUCAGUAGUUGGGUCCGGUGUGGGAAUGGUCGGGUCCGGUGUGGGAAUGGUUGGGUCCGGUGUUGUUACUGGUGCUGGAAUGGUGGGCAGUGGAAUUGGUGCCGGAGCCGGAAUGGUGGGCAGUGGAAUUGGUGCUGGUGCUGGGAUGGUGGGCAGUGGAAUUGGUGCUGGUGCUGGGAUGGUGGGCAGUGGAAUUGGUGCUGGUGCUGGGAUGGUGGGCAGUGGAAUCGGCGCUGGUGCUGGGCUUGUUGGUAGUGGCAUUGGUGCUGGAGUUGGUUUUGUUGGUAGUGGUCUUGGUGCUGUUGGUAGUGGACUGAGCAAAGCAGGAAAGUUCAUGGGAAGGACAAUCACAGGGCAAGGUGGAUCCAAAAGGAGUGGUUCAUCUACUCCUAUCAAUACGGAGGAGGCUGGUGGUGGUGCAAAACCUCUGCUGCAGUAAUUCCCCCCUGGACACUGCAAGAGUAAUGAAAUGACCUUGAAUGUUUAGUUCAAGCGUUGACAGUAGAUAUAUAUUACCUAUGUUUGUUUUUUUUUUUUCUCGGUAUUUUGAGGCUGUUGUUAAUUGAAAUAUAGAUUGAACACUUGUAGAAAUGUCACUUCAGUUUUAGCUGUACCAUCUUUUUCUGUAAUUAUUUUUCACCUGGACGUGUAAUAAAACUUUCAUUGUAAAAAUUCUUUAAUUUCAUUGGAAAUCAAAGUGAUUCAAAAGGA
Molecule: messenger RNA, 2410 nt
Organism: Cajanus cajan (pigeon pea)
Lineage: Eukaryota; Viridiplantae; Streptophyta; Magnoliopsida; Fabales; Fabaceae
Product: calcium-dependent lipid-binding protein
Cellular component (GO): endoplasmic reticulum
Molecular function (GO): lipid binding
Source: RefSeq, a predicted model, not a curated record